AGCCAGGGAAGUACGGUCCUGCUUGUGACAGGUCCUGUGAUGACCGAAAUUGUGCUUCUACAAAUAGUAAUUCAUGCCCUACAGUAACAGGGAAGUGUUCAGGCGGGUGUCAACCAGGAUGGAAAGGAGAUGACUGCACACAAGCUUGUCCUCCAGAAACGUAUGGUUCCGGGUGUGCAAACAAUUGUUCAUCUAGUCAUUGUGAGGGAAAUUCGACUUGUAAUCAUACAAAUGGGACAUGUGACAACGGUUGUCAGUCUGGAUGGGCUGGAGUCGAUUGUACAGUAUGUGAGCCAGGGAAGUACGGUCCUGCUUGUAACAAGACAUGUGAUGACCGAUAUUGUGCUUCUACAACAAAUAAUUCAUGCCCUACAUAUACAGGGAAGUGUUCAGAAGGAUGUCAACCAGGAUGGAAAGGAGAUGACUGCACACAAGCUUGUCCUCCAGAAACGUAUGGACCCGGGUGUGCAAACAAUUGUUCAUCUAGUCAUUGUGAGGGAAAUUCUACUUGUAAUCAAACAAGUGGGACAUGUGACACCAGUUGUCAACCUGGAUGGACUGGAGUCGAUUGCACAGUAUGUGAGCCAAGGAAGUACGGACCUGCUUGUAACAAGUCAUGCGAUGACCGAAAUUGUGCUUCUACAACAAAUAAUUCAUGCCCUACAGAUACAGGGAAGUGUUCAGAAGGAUGUCAACCAGGAUGGAAAGGAGAUGACUGCGCACAAGCUUGUCCUCCAGAAACGUAUGGAUCCGGGUGUGCAAGCAAUUGUUCAUCUAGUCAUUGUGAGGGAAAUUCUACUUGUAAUCAAACAAGUGGGACAUGUGAGACCAGUUGUCAACCUGGAUGGACUGGAGUCGAUUGCACAGUAUGUGAGCCAUGGAAGUACGGUCCUGCUUGUAACAAGACAUGUGAUGACCGAAAGUGUGCUUCUACAAAACAUAGUUCAUGCCCUACAGAUACAGGGAGGUGUUCAGAAGGAUGUCAACCAGGAUGGAAAGGGGAUGACUGCACACAAGUAUGUGAGCCAUGGAAGUACGGUCCUGCUUGUAACAAGAGAUGUGAUGACCGAAAGUGUGCUUCUACAAAAAAUAGUUCAUGCCCUACAGAUACAGGGAGGUGUUCAGAAGGAUGUCAACCAGGAUGGAAAGGGGAUGACUGCACACAAGUAUGUGAGCCAUGGAAGUACGGUCCUGCUUGUAACAAGAGAUGUGAUGACCGAAAGUGUGCUUCUACAAAAAAUAGUUCAUGCCCUACAGAUACAGGGAGGUGUUCAGAAGGAUGUCAACCAGGAUGGAAAGGGGAUGACUGCACACAAGUAUGUGAGCCAUGGAAGUACGGUCCUGCUUGUAACAAGAGAUGUGAUGACCGAAAGUGUGCUUCUACAAAAAAUAGUUCAUGCCCUACAGAUACAGGGAGGUGUUCAGAAGGAUGUCAACCAGGAUGGAAAGGGGAUGACUGCACACAAGUGCUUUAAACCCUAG
Molecule: messenger RNA, 1482 nt
Organism: Gigantopelta aegis
Lineage: Eukaryota; Metazoa; Mollusca; Gastropoda; Neomphalida; Peltospiridae
Exons: 11
Coding region: 130-1482 (450 amino acids)
Source: RefSeq, a predicted model, not a curated record